Molecule: messenger RNA, 616 nt
Organism: Aplysia californica (California sea hare)
Lineage: Eukaryota; Metazoa; Mollusca; Gastropoda; Aplysiida; Aplysiidae
Source: RefSeq, a predicted model, not a curated record
AGUUCUGGUGCUGUUCCUGGACACCCGCUACUGCAACGCGGUUUGAGCAGGUCAGAGAUCCUAUACUACAAGACGGUUCACUCCUCUCUUUGAGCUUUUGAAAAGAGCGACUCAAAAUCAUGGUGGCGCUCUCUGCGAACAAGCGCGUACUUUGCCAACAGCAGCGAAUUCAAGGAUCUGAGAACAAUCUAGCACUAGUAUCAUACAACCUCCUUGAGCUGACUUCUUCUCCAGAAACGAAAGAAAGCUUCAAAAACAGCGACUGUAGCGCCAUCUGAGAAUAAGCGCGUAGGGGCACGGACGCUUUUUUGGCUGAGUGAACCAUCUUUUGUGUUGUAGGAUCUUUGAGCAGGAGUGGAUGUCCGAUAUUACAAUGCGACUUGGACGCCCCUGGAUCAGCUGACUCCACAGACAUAAUAAAUACGUGUAUAGCGGACGGUCCAUUUAAGACAAGUGUUGACUUUUUGAGCUGUGUGCCUGUUGUGUGUGAGGGAAGAGUAAGAUUGUUUGUUAUUGUGACCUAUAUUAUGUAUUAUAUGUAUUAUGUCCAGAAUGCGACAGAAGACUUUUCUAUUCUUAGAAGUUUGACGGAAAAAUAAAAUCACAAGAGAGAACA